AUGGCCUCCGCAGCUAUUGUACUACAUCAGAUUUCAUCGAUGUUCCAAACAUCGAUGAUUGCAAAUAAUCCCGAAAUAUCAAACACAAUUUCCCAACUUAAAUCAUCAUCAGCUAUAAAUAAUGCGAAAAUUCGUCGAAAACAGAGAAGAAUGUCGAAAAUAUGCAAGACAAAUAAACGAACGAAACACAACAUAUCACGACUUCUCAACCAUGCCAAAUCCCGAAGUUUCACAAGUGAUUUCGAAUUUCUUACAGGACCCAUCAAUGUUCAGGAUCCAUUUCUAUGGAUACUAUUAUCCGGUCGAGUGAUGAACCAUUCAUUUUGGAACUUAUUCGAGAAAAGUGAUGAGGAUGAACGAAGACAAUUACUAAUCGACGAGCGAAGUAGAUUAAAACUGGAUGAUAAAGCCAAACCGAAACGAUUUGUGAUCAAUCGAUUAAUUCACGCAUGCGCUGAGAAAAACAAUCACGUGAAUCAACAGAUUUCACAAUUGAUCGAAUCAAUCCAGAAUCAAAUGUCAGAUGCAAUACCCUGUGAACCAACGUUUUAUAUUCCGUCACAAUUAUAUAGAGCAGUACAAGCAUGGAGACAGAUUCAAUGUCGACGGCGCUUGUUCUUCGAAGAGUGUGUUCAAUCCUGCAAUCUACUUACACUGCAGCGAUUGAUGACAGAUCAAUUUCUCAAUGUGAUGCAUCUAUUCCAGCAAAAUCCUCAUUCUUUUCAGGAACAGAUUCUUCUCGAGUUAUUUCAACAUUCAUUGCUGAUUGUCAUACAGCCAUGUGGAACGGAUUGUAUAGCAGCAACUAAAUACGAAAAAGAAGCGAAUAAUUUUGUUGUAAAAUUAAAGACAAGGAUCCUCUGUCUUUUGGACCCCAUUCGCACACAAGAGUACUUGACCCUAUCAAAUACAGAGAUGACACUUCAAAGAGAAGAAGAUGAAGCCGACGGCGAUUUACAAGCGGCUCUCAUGUAUAAAACGCGAACAAUCAUGACAAACGAAAAUACCGAGCGAAUAUUUGGUUAUUACGAGCUGAAGGAGAGCGAGUGUUUAAAAUUAACAAAAUUGAAUGACAAUGGCAAACCCUCGUUUAACAAAAUGCUGUGCAAACUUAGGUUUCAAACGGUAUUUCGGGUGAAGAUGAACGAAAAUUUCUAUGAAUACCCUGUUAUCUAUACUUCGAAACUCUUCGGACUAUGUUCUCACGCGAAAUAUUAUCCGAAAUAUUUAGCGAAAGUGUUUUUAAAUGAAGUCGAAGAAAUGCAUCGACAUACAAGUCAUACGUUUCAUGUCAACAUUUUAAAAGAAUAUAUCGCAAAAUUUUAUAAACGUGUCACUGGAGUGAACAUCAAACUACAUACACUAUCGUUUCUAGUCGAACAAAUGCAGAGAUUUUAUGAAUUGUGCGAGAAAAAUGCAGCGUCUCCAACGACUCCUGUUCUAAUCUUUUCGUUGAACAUCUACGAAGAUCUUAUGGCAAAUCUAUUCAGUCAAAUUCGUUUCUUAGAUAAUCAACCAUGUCUAGCGUUAAUGUAUCAUGACAAUCUUUGUCGCGGAAUAACGAGUGAAAUCUACGAUAAAGAACUGGAAAAGAUGGCAUCAACUUCGACGAAAAUACUAAUACGUUUCGAGAAUUUUACUUUACAAGAUCCCAAAAACUAUCCAGACUUCAUUGUGGUGAAAUUCGAUGACGCCCUGUCGACAUCACGUAUCAGCUUUGAAUACCUACUCAAUGAUAUUUGUCGAUAUUGUAAUGAAAUAACCGAUAAUUCCCUACAAAUCUUCGCUGAGGAUCAACUUCUUCCUUUCUCGACGUUUAAUUUAUACUAUGAUAGUGGAUUGAGUCGUAGUCAUUUGAUGCAACCAAAUAACAAUAGUAUUUUUCAUUCAGUGAAUAUCCUCACGCCAAAUACUGUAUCAGGCCAAUCUCCGAUAUCUGACGAGCAGAAUGCAUCACCGAUAUGUUACUUUACGGGAGAGUUUAGCGGAAAUCUUACUUCGGUGACACAAGCAAUGACUGAUCUGAAAAAAUACGUCACUGAUCUAUGUGAAAAGUAUCAACUCAGCGGUACCAUUGCUCCCAGCGCAAUCAAACCAUAUACAGAUGAACUUGAUAUUUUGAGUAAUAGUUUAUUUCAUUCCGUUGAUGAUAUUGGACUUUUCGGCGAGUACGAUUGUUCAGAUCAUCUAUAA
Adineta ricciae is the source of this 2193-nucleotide messenger RNA. NCBI's taxonomy places the organism in Eukaryota, Metazoa, Rotifera, Eurotatoria, Adinetida, Adinetidae. The record is from the annotation of a GenBank genome assembly.